Pelobates fuscus (common spadefoot toad) is the source of this 904-nucleotide messenger RNA. Its product is annotated as immunoglobulin lambda-1 light chain-like. Bases 114 to 848 code for a protein of 244 amino acids. Lineage: Eukaryota; Metazoa; Chordata; Amphibia; Anura; Pelobatidae. The record is from RefSeq and is a predicted model, not a curated record. The transcript has 4 exons.
CUCACUCUCUGUAUGGGAAUCAGACACUUGGACGACAAGGUCGACCUUGCUGGGUUUAUUAUUAUUCCAGGUGAAGAUUGGAUCCGUCAGGGCACUGGGUACAUUUCCCGUUAAUGGAGCAAGCAGUAUUGUUUAUGCUUAUAUCUGUCCCUCUCUGUGGGUCCUCCACAUUCGAUGUCCGCCAGCCCAGACGAGUCUCUUCUCCCAUGGACAGCUCCGCCAUGUUGGAAUGCUCGCUGGAAGGGGAGGUGCUGUUGGAUUAUAGCGUCCAUUGGAUGAAGCAAAUCCCGGGAGCGGCGCCCAAUCACAUCCUGAGUCAGGAGAACGACUCUAGCAUCCGGUGGUCAGAUACGUACUCCAAGCGUUUCCAGCCAAUUAGAAACAGCCACAAAACAAAUUAUCUGCAAAUUACCCAAGUCGCUACAAACGACAGCGCCAUCUACUGGUGUGUAGUGGUGACGAAAUCUUACUACCCCGUGUGGGGCGGAGGAACAAAGCUCAGUGUUUUUGGUGGCCAGGAUGUCAUGGCUCCAUCUGUGACUCUUCUGAGCGGCAGAGACUCUUUGAAUAACUCAUCCAUUCUGCUCGUUCUUUGUUUGGUCAGUAAUUUCUAUCCUCCAGUUAUCGAGGUGACCUGGAAGCUGGAAGGCCAAGUAAAGUCAAGAGAAAGCACCUCAAUGCCCUCGUUCUCAGCUGGAGACAAUUCGUUUAGUUUGGCCAGUGUCUUAGAGCUUCCCGUCCCCCCAGAGCUGACAUUCUCAUCUGUUUCAUGUGAAGUCCGUCAUGAUUCUUCGAGGACACUGAUUUCCAAAAACAUACAUAACUGCUAUAGCAAUACAUUGGAUUAAAUGAAUUCUGUUAGUUGUACUAGAAUAAUACACAAUAAAUGUCUUCACAAACUAAA